AUUCACCACCCUCAGGGUAAAGAAAUACCUCCUCAUAUCCUUUUUAAAGCUGCGUCCUUUUAUUCUGAGGCUUUGCCCUCUGGUCCUAGACACUCCAAUUAGCGGAAACAUCCUCUCCAUAUCCACUCGAUCCAAGCCUUUCAUUAUAUGCUGAAAACUGGCAAGGUUGGAACAAAAGGCAAGAAGCAGAUUUAUGAAGAGAACAAGGAGACACUGAAAUUCUAUUUGAGGAUUAUUCUGGGAGCUAAUGCUAUUUAUGGAGCACUGAACCUCUUCCUUUUCUACAGUUCAGUCACAUUCUGGACCUGGGGAUUGCUGGCCUUUGCCCUGGUUGUCUACAGCUUCAGCUAUCGUUGGAUGCAAGGAAUGGCCCAUCCCGUGUUCUCCCCGGACAACGCCCUCCUCGAUGGCGGCAUAGACUUGAACAUGGAGCAGGGUAUGGCAGAGCAUUUAAAGGAUGUCAUUCUACUGACUGCCAUUCUACAAGUCCUCAGCUGUUUAUCCAUGUACUUCUGGUAUCUAUGGCUACUAGCACCAGGGAGAGCUAUGUACCUAUUGUGGGUGAACUUCCUUGGACCAUGGUUUACUGCAGAACCUCCCACGAACCAAGACAUAUCGGAAAAGAAACAGAGGAGGCAGGAGCGACGACAGAUCAGGAAGAUGCAGUAGGAGACUGGGCCGUUCCCAGGCCCUUGUUUACAGAUCGCUUACCGGAAGCUCCUACCCUUCCUCCCAUCGCCAAGGUUCCCAGCCACCACCUCUUGUUAAGAGCUCUGGCUGUGCUGGGGGACUCUUGCUGCUUCUCCACCACAGUCCCUACUUUACACUGCAUUUAUUCCCAGCCUACAGAGCACUGCUGUGGGAGAUGUUGAGCAUGCUAGGUGGCUCUCUGGUCAGGCGUUACUGACCAGAGAUGUGGUGCAGAGGCCCUGCCUUGUUGUGUCACUGAACCGGUAGGUGGAUCGAAGGUAAAAUUAUUGGGAUUUGUGAACAAAACUUAAAUGGCGAUAAAUCACUACCUCAUGCUGUGACAUCUGCUCCUUGUAGCUUGCCCCUGUAUUUGUUCCUUGCAGUGCUCUUCCCCAAUUCCUCGUCUACUCAAGGUGUCUUUCUCGACUGGGACAUAAUUCCUCUGUAAUUCAUAUUUUUUUGGGAUGCAAUUGGACAUUGCUAAUGGGAAUAUUGGCCAAUAGAAGAACAAUAAUCGAACUGGAAUCUACAUCAUUGCUUGUAUAUACUUUACAGUGCCGAGUCCGAGCGUGGGGCUGUUGGUGCCACUGGAGACUCAUCGUUGACCUAGCUGAACUCCAGUGAAACCACGGGCAGAGAUCAACCUCAGAACCUCUCGCUCAGUGACCAGGACCUGAGAUUGUUGCUGUUUGUGUUUACUGAUGACUCCGAGCUUUUGCCAAUAUUGCCCAUUGAUGCGUCAUUGCCACUGCAACUGCCUGCCUCCUGCGUACACCCUCGCUGCCUUCACCUCGCACGCAUGUGCAUCACCAGCUACGUUAAUAAACCCGAUCCAGUGGUUCAUUUGCUCAGGAUGUGGUGCAGAGGCCUGGUUCUUCUCGUGUAGAGUUGAUUAAAUAGAAACAAAUAUGUUCCUCACUCUCUGCACCUCCUUCCAGCAUUCAAUAUAAUUUUGCAGUCCUGCAACUCCGUCCAUCUCUUUGGUUUUUAUUCCCCAUAGUUUUCUCAGCUAGCCAAAAUAUGAUUUUUUAUUAUUUAAUUGAGCAAUUAACUGCAUUUUUGUAGAAGGGAAUGCCAUCCUAAAUAUCCUGCUUCUGAUUUUUAAAUUAUGAUUCCUUGUCAAGUGUGUUUGAUCAAAUCAUUUCAAGUUCUAAAAACUACAAUCAUAUUAUUUUGUAUUGCAUCAAAAAUAAGUGUGGUUUGUAAUAGCUCCUCAAAAUCGAACUCCUGGAUUUCUGGAAACCUGCCUUUGCCUGUAGAUUGGUCUUCAAAGCUUGCUUUCUUGUUGCACUUCUCUCUUAUCUAUUCUUGGGACAGUUUGUUGAACUCUUGCAUCUUGCAAAAUCUUGCUGUGAACCCUUGCACAAUAUUUCAGCCGGCACUGCAGCAUCAUUCUGAGUACAGGAUGCCUCUGCUGAACCGGUGUGUUAGUGAAAGAGCCAAAGGCAUUAAUUUAUGAAGAAUUGUUCCCUGGUGUCAUGGUAAGUAUUUAUCUCACAGCAACAUCCCUAAAUCAGAUUCUGGUCACUAUCUCAUUGCUGUUUGUGGGAGGUAGCAGCAUGCAAACCUUUGGUUAGAUUAUAACAUUGAAACAAUACUUUCAAUGAGUACUUUGUUGCCUGUGCCAUCCUGGCACCAUGAAAGGCACUAUAUGUGCAAGCCUGUCUUCAAGUGAAUGAGUUCCUACUUUACAAGUACAUAUCGCCAUGGCAAAAUGGUAUGCCCCUAAUUCAGACACUGAGCUCCAUGGAUUCAAAUAGAGUUUUACAGCUGCAGAGACUACAUUGGAAAGGGAAAUAGUGGCAGGAUUGGCACAGGCACCAAAGAUAUUAAUAUUGACCCAUCAAAGUCUUAAUGCAUGGACUGAAGUGCCGAACAAGUGAGGAAGGAAUGGCUGAACGAGUCAACGGCCACCGCUGAAGGACUUCGAUCAUUUACUGUAUUACAUUUGUGACCAAUAAUUUAAAGUUUUAUUAAAAUGAAGCAAUCAAUUUACUGAAUGAAAUAUUGAAUAAAUACUAUAUAAUGUGCUACAUUGUG
Molecule: messenger RNA, 2730 nt
Organism: Leucoraja erinaceus (little skate)
Lineage: Eukaryota; Metazoa; Chordata; Chondrichthyes; Rajiformes; Rajidae
Gene: tmem208
Product: transmembrane protein 208
Exons: 6
Coding region: 148-669 (173 amino acids)
Biological process (GO): vacuolar protein processing
Cellular component (GO): intracellular membrane-bounded organelle
Source: RefSeq, a predicted model, not a curated record